This is a messenger RNA of Guillardia theta CCMP2712, 582 nucleotides long. RefSeq lists its product as hypothetical. The record is from RefSeq and is a predicted model, not a curated record. The coding region runs from base 1 to 582 and encodes 193 amino acids. The transcript is spliced from 2 exons. NCBI's taxonomy places the organism in Eukaryota, Cryptophyceae, Pyrenomonadales, Geminigeraceae.
AUGCACCUCACGCACACGGACAACCAGCAGAGGGUGGACCUUUGGAGGGGCGGGAGGGUGACGGACAUUGAGAUCUUCCUCGCAGCCAAGCCCUACCUGAACCGGAGGCUCGCGAUUCACUAUGGCGACGGGCAGUAUGUGAGAGUUUUCGACGAGCCCGAGCUGAGCAUAGUGAGCCGCAUGCUCGCGGCCUACUACAACUUCGAGAGCGACCGGGUCGAAGAUCCGCUUUCCGACCCCUUCUACAAAUCGAGCCUGUGGAACACAUGCGUCUUUGCUCAGGAGCCUGAUGGCUCUAUCAUGCCAGUCGAUGGCUCUAGGAAGAAGAACAGACAAGAGGAGGAUGACCCAGCCCCGCUCAAGACGACGCAGCUGCGCGAAAAGCUCAUGGACCUCAACACCGACACAUCCAAGAUAUGCUUAGAGUACCUUGAUUCUUGCCAGAACGUCCGCAUGAUCGAUCUCAUGACCAUAUGCCACAUACUGAAUAGGGAGCAGCUCUACAUCCUCGAGGACGAAGAGUCCGUUGUGGAGGAGGACUUCCUGCGGUCGCUGGAGAGCAUCGUGUCUAUCGGAGAGUGA